CAGAGCGCGAGGGCGCGCUCGCGAUCGGGGCGCGAGCCGCGUUGCGCAGCUGCGGUGCGCGCAGCCCCGCCGCCAGCAGCAGCGGCAGCGGCAGCGGCAGCGGCAGCUCAGCGGCAUUCAGCGAGCGGGGCUGCUGGGUGCGCUGGAGAGAGACGCGCGGGGCGGAGGAGGAGGAGGAGGAGGAGGAGGGGGAGGAGGAAGGAGAAGAAGAAGAAGAAAAAGAAGAAGAAGAAGAAGAAGAGAGGAGCAGCAAGAACAGGAGGAGGAGGAGGAGGAGGAGGGAGACGGAGGAGCCGGGGGAGGAGGAGGCCACACGGCCACCAACUGAAACAAAGUCUCCGCGAGCCCGCACCCAACUCCACCUUGUGAGGCUCCCCAGCAUGGCUUCCGAGGAACUCUACGAGGUAGAGAGAAUUGUUGACAAGAGGAAAAACAAGAAGGGAAAAACAGAAUAUUUGGUGCGAUGGAAAGGAUACGACAGUGAAGAUGAUACCUGGGAGCCAGAACAGCACCUUGUUAAUUGUGAGGAAUAUAUACAUGAAUUUAACAGACGUCACAAUGAAAAGCAGAAAGAAAGCACAUUAACCAGGACAAACAGGACCUCUCCAAAUAAUGCCAGAAAACAAAUUUCUAGAUCUACCAAUAGUUCUUUUUCAAAGACAUCCACUAAAUCUUUAGUUAUGGGUAAAGACCAUGAGUCAAAAAAUAAUCAACUCUUUACUGCCACCCAGAAGUUCCGGAAAAACAACUCACCAUCUCUUUCUGGAAGGAAAAAUAUGGACCUUGCAAAAUCAGGUAUUAAAAUUCUAGUGCCCAAAAGUCCAAUUAAGAGCCGGACAACUGUUGAUGGCUUCCAGAAUGAAAGCCCUGAUAAAAUGGACCACAUAGACCAGGAUCAAGAAGACUCUGUAGCACCAGAAGUAGCAGCAGAAAAACCAGUGGGAGCGUUAUUAGGACCUGGUGCAGAGCGUGCCAGGAUGGGGAGCAGACCAAGGAUACAUCCAUUAGUGCCACAAUUGCCAGUGCCAGUAACAGCCACAAUUGCAUCAGCAUUAACAAUAAAUGGAAAAGGUACAUCCACCUUUAUGGAAGCAUUAGCAGCCAAUGGUACAACCAACAUACAGACUUCUGUAACAGGAGUGACAGCCAGCAAACGGAGGUUUAUUGACGACAGGAGAGAUCAACCUUUUGAUAAAAGGCUACGUUUCAGUGUGCGACAAACGGAGAGCGCAUACCGGUACAGAGACAUUGUUGUUAGGAAACAAGAUGGAUUCACACACAUUUUGCUAUCAACAAAAUCAUCGGAAAAUAAUUCACUAAAUCCAGAGGUAAUGAAGGAAGUCCAAAGUGCACUGAACACAGCAGCUGCAGAUGACAGUAAACUCGUGCUGUUUAGUGCAGUUGGUAGCAUUUUCUGCUGUGGUCUUGAUUUUAUUUAUUUUAUACGACGCUUAACAGAUGAUAGAAAAAAGGAAAGCACUAAGAUGGCAGAAGCUAUUAGGAAUUUUGUGAAUACUUUUAUUCAGUUUAAGAAACCUAUUAUUGUAGCAGUAAAUGGCCCAGCCAUUGGACUUGGAGCAUCUAUAUUGCCUCUGUGUGAUGUGGUUUGGGCUAAUGAGAAGGCUUGGUUUCAGACACCGUACACUACUUUUGGACAAAGUCCAGAUGGAUGUUCAUCCCUUACAUUCCCCCGGAUAAUGGGCCUGGCUUCUGCCAAUGAAAUGUUGUUCAGUGGGAGGAAGUUGACUGCGCAGGAAGCUUGUGCCAAAGGACUCGUCUCUCAAGUGUUUUGGCCAGGAACAUUCACACAAGAAGUAAUGGUUCGAAUUAAGGAACUUGUCGCAUGUAAUUCAGUUGUACUUGAAGAAUCCAAAGCUUUAGUACGUAAUAUCAUGAAGGUGGACUUGGAACAAGCAAAUGAAAAGGAGUGUGAAGUAUUGAAGAAAAUCUGGGGCUCAGCACAAGGGAUGGACUCAAUGUUAAAAUACCUGCAGAGGAAAAUUGAUGAGUUCUGAUGAGAUGCCCAUUGACACUGGAAUUGUAUUUCUUGGACAUCAGGGCAAACAGCAUAUGCCCAUUUAAAAUCCUAUAUAAACUCACCCCUUGCUCAGCUUGGGAACAGCAGUGGAACUUCCCCCACCUUUUAUUGUCAAGGGGUUUAAAAGUACUGUAUCACUUAAAUUUGAACAAAACUCCUUUCUCCCUGAUUGUUACAUGUAUAUAUGCACAUACAUAAUGUGUGUGCAUAUAUAUAUAUAAACUUUUUAUAUAUAAGUAUAUAUAUAUAUAAUGUGUGAGAGUGUGUAUGUAGACACACACACACAAGAAGCUAAAAAAUGAUAGAGUGCACUACCAAACAUCUCUUUAAAGGCUAUAGUUUUUGUUAUCUUUGGCUAGUACUGUAUCAAAUAGAGAAUGGAUUAAAAAGUGAAUGGUGUUGCAUUUAUUUUCUGUGUGGCAGGGAAGUCUGGAAUAACGCUUUUCUUUUUUCAUUAGAAUACAGAACUGAAACGGGUAUUAGCCAGCCCUUACUUUCACUGCCCAACAAAUCAGCUCAGAUGUAAGGCAUUGUCUCAGAAGAAGGUUGACAUACCUCAACUAAUGGAACACUCUAAAUUUUUUCAGAAUUGAACUCCAGAAAGAUUAAAUCACAAAAAUCCCCCAAAAGAGUGUGCUCAGGAUUAAUGCUAAGAAAACACUCUAUGCUUUUUUUCUGGGGGGAGGUAUAGAGGGGUGGGAAGAAGGUAGCAGGAAUACAUUUAAUUCUUACCCAGACAGCAUGAAGAAACCACUGUCUCUUGGGGAAGGGGAAUGAGGGGAAGUGCAGGGGGAAGGAAAAAAAGACAAAAAAAGCUUGUUUUGCAGUAUUAGUGAAUCACUGAAUAUCUAUGUAUGAAUAUCCUAAGUUAUAAGUUAGUUUAGUGGUUUUUUAAUAGCCUCUGUUUUUUCUUUCUUUUUUUUUUUUAAUAACUACAUAAGUGCUUAUGUUGCUGGGUGAGAAUACUACUUUAUAUACAUUUUUUUUUCCUAUUUGCUGGUUUAAUUGAUGUAUUACACCAAAAAUGCAUUUUAUGUUCAUAAAUUUUAGGUUCACUUAGAAUAUAUUAUUUAAUAAGUUAAAAUUCUUUUGGCACACUAUUAAGUAAAAAAAAAAAAUUUAAAAAAACUACCUUAUAUUAGAUGUUUAAUGUUCUUUGUCUAUGCUUUUUUAUUAUUUUAAAUAUACACUAUAUACAGUAUGGUGUAAAAGAGUGCCCUGUGUAAAUAGACCUAUUUUGCAUUCCUUUCAGGAGUGGUUAUUGAUUCCUGACUGCAGAUAUCUAUAAUUACUUGGGUAUCUGUGCUUGCAAUCUUAAUGAAUGUAUUAUGAAGAAUGAAAAAGAAAUCAAACCUUAUUUUUGUACAGUUUUGAAGUUUUUAACUUGGAACUGACCCACCUCCCCUUCCCAGUGGAGAGCUGUACAGUGUGUAAAUCUGCCUUUACCUUGGAUUGGUACAGUAUUUUUGCAUCUGUGGGACCUACUUUUUUGUUCUAGUAGUUUAAACUAUAUAUAAACUGUACAAUCUGUAAAGUUUUUAUAGAAUAAAUAUUCAGCUGUGAAAACUGGUUAAAUAAAACUAAUAUUUCUUAACACAUUUUAAA
Messenger RNA from Anas platyrhynchos (mallard), 3643 nucleotides. RefSeq names its product chromodomain Y like (gene CDYL). Gene Ontology annotation, molecular function: transcription corepressor activity. Gene Ontology annotation, cellular component: nucleus. The record is from RefSeq and is a predicted model, not a curated record. NCBI's taxonomy places the organism in Eukaryota, Metazoa, Chordata, Aves, Anseriformes, Anatidae.